Messenger RNA from Loa loa (African eye worm), 378 nucleotides. RefSeq lists its product as hypothetical. The record is from RefSeq and is a predicted model, not a curated record. Bases 1 to 378 code for a protein of 125 amino acids. The transcript has 3 exons. Lineage: Eukaryota; Metazoa; Nematoda; Chromadorea; Rhabditida; Onchocercidae.
AUGUCACCACGCUGUACUUGCAAUAAAUGUGCAACUGUUUUCUUUUUCAAGAAUUGGCAAGGAAUUAUUCUCUUCAAUAUGCAUUUUAUCUGUUUCGCCUUUUUCUUCUUCCAGUUGAGCAACAUUCAAAUUACUAAAGCGCAAACGGAGCAAACAGAAUUGUUGGAUUUACCAGUGUCAAAAGUGACUGAGGAAGGGAAUGUACCAAUAGAUUUGCCAAUGCAAAGAGUAAGUGGAGAAAUAGGAGGAUGGUGGUUAUUAGUCAACGAAGGGUCUAAGAGAUACAGAAAAUUAAUGAAUUUAACAGUCAAAGACGAGAUAAUGAACGAGAAAGCGUCAGAAAAAGGAACGAAUAAAGUAUGUAAAGAGGAAAAAUAA